AUGGCUCCUUCAACAGUUACUGUGACUGUUCAGUCACGAGGAAAACCCAUCAAGAAACUCCCCAAGGAAGUUCAAAUUUCUCCGAACUCGUCGACCCAGGAGCUUUAUCUCCAACUCGCGGAGGCAUCAGGCUACUCUGUUCAUCGUUUGAGAAUCACCAAAGCAGCCGACCGGGCCUUGGUUCCAAACUCUAAGAAUAGCACGAUUGAGAGGAAUGGUCUGACUGCGGAGACCGUCCUCCAUGUGAAGGAUCUGGGACCCCAGAUCAGUUGGCGCACCGUCUUUAUCAUCGAAUACCUUGGCCCACUUUUGAUCCCAGCUCUUUUCCUUUUCCCGCUCCGACCAUACUUGUAUUAUAACUUCGACAACAUUCCGGGGCCAAGCGACAUUCAGCUUCUUGUCUGCGGGCUUCUCACCCUCCACUUUCUGAAGCGCGAGUAUGAAACCGUCUUUGUCCACCGUUUCAGCAAUGCCACGAUGCCGGCGUUCAAUAUUUUCAAGAACAGUGGUCAUUAUUGGGUCUUAGCUGGCGGCAACAUUGCCUAUUGGGUUUUCCGACCUGAUUCAAAUGCAGCAACUGGGUACGUCAACACCACCCUGCUGUACAUUGGGAUUGCACUUUACGUAUUUGGAGAGCUGGCAAACUUCAACGCCCACUUGGUGCUGCGUGACCUUCGCCGCCCUGGAACUACGGAAAGAGGUAUCCCGUCCGGAUUUGGAUUCCGCGCUGUUACUUGCCCCAACUACUUUUUCGAGGCUGUUUCUUGGGUUGGUGUCUACCUAGUGAGCGGCCUCAGCUGGAGCGUUUUAUUUUUCAUUGUCGUCGCCUCGGCACAGAUGGCCGUCUGGGCGCAGAAGAAGGAACGUCGCUACCGUAAGGAAUUUGGCGAUAAGUACAAGCGCAAGAGAUUUGUUAUGCUCCCCGGUUUGAUUUAG
Aspergillus puulaauensis is the source of this 936-nucleotide messenger RNA. RefSeq names its product trans-2-enoyl-CoA reductase (NADPH) TSC13 (gene TSC13). The record is from RefSeq and is a predicted model, not a curated record. The transcript is spliced from 3 exons. Gene Ontology annotation, molecular function: oxidoreductase activity, acting on the CH-CH group of donors. Gene Ontology annotation, biological process: very long-chain fatty acid biosynthetic process. The coding region runs from base 1 to 936 and encodes 311 amino acids. NCBI's taxonomy places the organism in Eukaryota, Fungi, Ascomycota, Eurotiomycetes, Eurotiales, Aspergillaceae.